Phodopus roborovskii (desert hamster) is the source of this 1367-nucleotide messenger RNA. Its product is annotated as zinc finger protein 709. The coding region runs from base 153 to 1367 and encodes 404 amino acids. NCBI's taxonomy places the organism in Eukaryota, Metazoa, Chordata, Mammalia, Rodentia, Cricetidae. Gene Ontology annotation, biological process: negative regulation of transcription by RNA polymerase II. The record is from RefSeq and is a predicted model, not a curated record. The transcript is spliced from 4 exons. Gene Ontology annotation, molecular function: DNA-binding transcription repressor activity, RNA polymerase II-specific.
GCUCUUCACUGUGAGCUCCUUCCUCCGAGCUGUGAGGCGAGCUUGGCAGCUGUGCCAUGGCCUCAGUGAGCUUUGAGGAUGUGGCUGUGCACUUCACCCAGGAAGAGUGGGCUUUGCUGGAUCCUUCCUAGAAGAGUCUGUACAGAGAUGUGAUGCUGGAAACCUGCAGGAACCUCGCUUCGAUAGGAUACAAAUGGGAAGACCAGAACAUUGAAGACCAUUAUAAAAGUCCUGGGAGAAAUCUAAGAAGUUACAUGUUACAGACCUUCUGUGAGGAUGAAGGUGGUGACCCUCACAGAGAAAAGUUGACUUGGAAACCAAAUCUCAGUAUGAGCAUGAAAAGUUCCACUGGCCUAACACCAUGUGAUCACAGUGUAUGGGGGAAGACUUCCUGGUAUCAUUCAUCCUCUAGUAGACAUGCCACAUCUCACUCUCAAUAUAAUCCACAUGAACAUGAAGAAUACAUGACUAAUCAAUGUAACUCUGAUUCUCUGAUAAACUUCCAAAGGUACAUGAGAACCCAUGUUGUGAAUGGGCCAUGUGAAUGUGAGAUAUGUUUAAAAUAUUUUGUUUUUCCAAAUAUACUGGGAAUGCAUCAGGAAACUAAUAGUGGGAAAAGUCUAUAUCAAUACAAGGAAUGUGGAAAGACCUCUAUUAAUAUUAGCUCACUAUGCACACAUGGAGGCACUAACACUGUAGGAAAAUGUUAUGAAUGUAAUCAGUGUGGUAAAGCUCUGAGUUCUUACAGUUCACUUAGAAGACAUGAAAGAAUUCAUGCUGAGAAAAAACCCUAUAAAUGCAAACAAUGUGGGAAAGCCUUUAGAUACCACAGUUACCUUCACUUACAUGAAAGAAUUCAUACUGGUGAAAAACCCUAUGAAUGUAAACAGUGUGGGAAAGCAUUUAUAUUUCCUGGUGCUUUGCAAGUACAUGAAAAAAUUCAUACUGAAGAAAAAUGUCAUGAAUGUAAACGAUGUGGUAAAGCCUUUAGACGUCAUAGUGACCUUCAAGUACAUGAAAAAAUUCACACUGGAGAAAAACCCUAUGUAUGCAAACAGUGUGGUAGAGCUUUUAGACUUAAUAGCCAUCAGCAGAGACAUGAACAAACUCAUACUGAAGACAGAACCUUUAUAUGCAAACAGUGUGGCCGAUCUUUUGAAUGUUACAAUAAUCUUGAGUUACAUGAAAAAAUUCAUACUGGAGACAGACCCUUUGUAUGUAAAGAAUGUAGUAAAGCCUUUAUUUGUCAUGGUCAGAGGCAUGAAACAACCCAUACUAGAGAAAAACCUUAUGGAUGUAAACAAAGUGGGAAAGCCUUCAGACAUGAAAGGACUCACAAACAAAUGUCUACAUGCCCCAGAAAAUAA